Molecule: messenger RNA, 5465 nt
Organism: Thrips palmi
Lineage: Eukaryota; Metazoa; Arthropoda; Insecta; Thysanoptera; Thripidae
Product: post-GPI attachment to proteins factor 2-like
Exons: 4
Coding region: 1-846 (281 amino acids)
Biological process (GO): GPI anchor biosynthetic process
Cellular component (GO): Golgi membrane; endoplasmic reticulum membrane
Source: RefSeq, a predicted model, not a curated record
AUGUUGCCUGUUGAAAACCAAGUCCCCGCCUCACUGUCUCGGUCUCGCACCCUUGUGCUCCUGUCGAUAAGUUUUCGACAAAUGUGCACUGGGGCUGUUCUGUUGCCGUUUUUGGGGCUCCUCACUUGCUUGAUCACUGCAUACAUUUUCCAGCCGGACGACAUUCAUGAGACUCACUGUCGGGUUUACAACAUCAUACCAUCCAUCAGUGCCAUCACAGGAGUCAGUCCACAGCGUUAUUUGUGGCGGAUCUGUGUGGCAUUUCAUGUUGGGCCCAGAGUAGUCAUAGCAUUUGUGUACUAUGCACAUUACUUAUCGGUUAUCAUGCAAAGACCGUUAUCUGAAAGACCCCGUUUUAUAAAGCAUUUGCGUCUCUGCUUUUGGCUCAGCAUGAUUGAAAUUGGCACUCUCUGUGGUGUAACUUAUGUAUCCAACCGUGAAAACUACCCUCUCCAUGAAAAAAUAUUCAUUGGGUUUAUGGUAUCCUCUUUGGUCUACAUGCUUACUUUGGUUCGUUUGAUUCGUGCAUUGCGCCCAGACAUGACACCUAAUGAGUUUAACUCAUACCGUAUCAAGAAAGGUCUGUUUGUGGUGUCUAUUGUGAGCACUGUUGGUUUGAUUGUGUUUUUCCUUAAGCACCGAUUGCUGUGCCAUGACAUGGCAUUCAGCUGGUUUGCAUUCUGUGAGUAUGUUGUUGCAUCCUGCAACAUGGCUUACCACUUCACAGUGGUUCUUGAUUUUCCUGCUGAACACAUCAUGGUAGGAAAAGGCCUCAGUGUGCAGCUUUUGUCAGAAUCCAAUGUUGAUGUUGAAGAAUUGCCAACUGUCCAUCAGAAAAAAGAGUAGAUCAUCAUGUGCUCAACAUUUGACUGAUACUCGAUGAAAAUAUGUCAGAAGCAGUGCAUGCUUUUUUUUAUUUGUUUCUAAUGGUGAAGUUUAAGUUUUUAUUUAUUUACAUCCUUUUAAUGAAAUUUGCUUUUGAAAUUUUGCAGUUAAUUGACAGAUUCUCUUUAAUUAUUAAUUUUUCUUCUGUGAUUGUAAUAUUUACUGCAUCUAUUAGUUUUUUUUGUAAGUGUGUUUCAUUUGUAGAUGCUAUUUAUUUAAAGAGUCUUGCAUGACCUUUAAUCAAUUUUUUAAAAACCUGUAUGAUUUAGUUUGAUGAAGUGUCAGAAGUUAGGCAACGUAUUGUUGCCUAUCUUCCCAUUAUGACUUAGACAGUUUUUAUAUUAAAUUCAGCAAACAAUAGCUUUGCUGUUAAUGUGCAGACCAAACCAGAACUGUGAGCAAAUCAGAGGACAAAGUUAUGAUUUGAAACAGUUUUGUAUUUGUUUGUUACAUAUCACUUGUGUGGAUAAGCUGUAUUAAUCUUGAAUGUGGUACAUGAUGUUCUCUUCCUCUGGUUGCUCAUUAACUUGAACCAGUUGAGUUGAAUUCUGACACCACCUACGACAUAUUAAUACGCAGCUGAACUCAAAAUCUGUCAGAUUCAGGAUUGUCAGUUCACAUAUCUAUGGCUCAAAUGAUUAUUCUCUUUCUUUCAUCAUUUUUGGAGUCAUUUUUCCUGAUGAUGACAUUCAGGGAAAGUUCAAUUAUUCACUACCAUUAAGUUUAUUCAAGUUCUUAUUUGUAAUCAUUGCAUGUAUGUUUUCCUGUAGAUUGUACUUAAUAUGUCAAGCUAGCUGUGUGCCAGAAUGCCGAUGAAUUAUCUUUGCUUUAAAGAAAUACUCAUUUGCAAGCGUAGCCAUUAGUAUCAAGAUUUUGAACUUCUUUGUGUCUCGUGAUUUUCUUAUAGUAUCAUGUUUCCUUCCCAGAUCUGUAUAUCUGUCCUCAGGUCAAAAUGUGUACUUGAGUGCCAACUCCAACUUUCUCUUAAAAUGUCAUAUGAUAGUACCUUGAGAUUUUCUUAUGUCGCUGUUAUCAUGAAAGUUAAUGCUGUGACAAGUACUGUGCCAAAAGAUCUUAAAGUUGUCAUGGGAGGCAAAAAAAAAAGAAGAAAAAGAUAAGAAAAUGGACUACACACUGAAAACUUCAACUAUUGUAGAGCACGGUUACAGUGUCUUUAGUGUUGUCAAUUACUGUGAAGCUGAUCUAAGACAUUUAAUUAUUUUGUAAUAAUGUCUGACAGCAGUUGGACAUGACACAUAUCACCUAUGUACAUGGUGCCAACUUAUCUUUUUGGAGUUAACAAGUUAGGCACUUUGAUUUUUUUUCUCAACAUUGAUGGUUUUCUUUUGCUGUAGUACUGCCAUGUACUCAUGGAUUAGUGGUCUCUGCCUUUUCUUGUUAGAAGACUGUAUCAUAUACUCUGCUAGUCAUGAGAUCAUUUGUUGUGAUUGUAGAUUGUUACCUAAAUAUGGUAGUUGUGAAUAUUUAUGGUACACUUAAAGGUGCUCUUUACUCAUUGUAUAUUACCUCAUUUAAACUUUUAUUAAGAAAGAAAUGUGAAAUCCCGAUAUCCACUUUUUACCAGUGGAUUAUUAGGAGCGUAGUGUGAUAUUUAUGACUUAUUUUCAGAACAUACUUCUGUAGAAGCAUGAGUUACUACAUUUGUGGACCUUAAAACAUACUAUUGGUAUGUGUGCUGUUCUCGUAGAAAUGCAACAAAUUUCUAUUUCUAUUGUUUUACCGUAGAUUUAGUUUUGGGACCAUACAUCUCAGCCUUCUCAAAACGAUCAAGUGUUUUUAAACAACUGUGGUUCAUCUAAGUGAAAUUCUCCUUUGGGUUUAAUCUUCAAUACUGUUAUAUGCUGAGAUAAAUGUACCCAUCUUAGCAUGUUUAGCUUUUGUUUCUUUUCAGAAGAAUUUUUUGAUUUUUUGACGUAUUAAGUUGAUUUUUUUGUGUUUGGGUGUCUUAUUUCUCAUGAAUUGAGGGAAGGUACAUACCCCUAGUGCUCUCUCCAGAGAGUGGAGUUGAAAGAGUUCAUGACAAAUUAAAAAACUUUUAAUCUUCUUCCUUUUUUCAUUUGAACUAAUGUCUCUCGGAAGAGCAAGGCUCCAUAUGGGGAAUUUCUCUAUUUGAAUGAAGUUAAUCUCAAAAUUAAAGCAUUUACAUUAAUUGUCUAAAAUAAAUUGUUUAUCAUAUUAGAAGUAAGUUUACUAGCACAAAACUAGAUGCACACUUGUUGUUUCUGGAUUUAUUUUAUUUAUUAGAUAAUCACUAUGUAUAUCUGAAGGAUUGGGAACUCUUGUAUGUACAAUUAUGUUAGCUGUUGAAUUUUAAGGUGAAUUAAUGCAGUGGGUUUUGUGCAUGUUCGAACACUGAAGGGAUACAUCACUGCCCAGCGCAUGCAAACAAUCAGGUAGAUACGUGCCAAGGUGGUUUGAUUGGUGCUGUUAUGUAUUUUGUAAAUAAAUGGGUGUGGCAUGUUAACAUAUAUAUUUGUGUGCAAAUUUGUGGAGUGUGCCAGUAAGCAUGCACCGAUUGGGUGACAUUUUACACAAACAGUGCAAAUUUGUGUCCUGCACUUGAAUUAUGUAAUGCUCUCUGUUUUUAAGUGUUCAGUUAAAGUUUGGAUUUUUAAAAAUCUAAUCCUUUUAAAGAAUCUUCUUUCAAAAUGUGGAGUGGAUGAUUUAUUAUUAAAAUAAAACUAGGUAACAGAUCUGCUUCAAUGUAUCGUGGCUUUCAAAGCAAUUCUAGUCUUUUUCUCUCUUUCUUGCGGUCUACACUUUGGAAGCAACUGUACUUGAACAAUGAGCAUGCCUGUAUUUUUACUAUGAACUAAAACCAUUAUAUUUUUUGAACCAAAGGUAUUGUUUAGUACUAAAAUGCAUAUUGCACAUCUGUAAUUUGGCGGAAUAUUUGUACCUGUGAUUGUUAUGCUGAAUGUAUGCAGCAAAAUUUUGAUGUAUAUUGGUUGUUUUGCUGGAAAACAAAUGGUGCAGGGAGUGAUUGGACUGGGGUACAAUGGCAGGGUUUUGUUUACUUAAAAAUUUGUUUGCUUAAGCAACAUAUCUUAUUAUACAAUACAUAAUGAGAACUCAAAUUCUUCUUAAAAUUUAACUCAUAUUAAGAGUACAAUCAAAGUAAUACAGAAGCUCUUCUUAUUGGUUUCUAAUCUUGAUAUUUCCUGUGAAAAUCAAUUUUACUGACCAGUUUGCUUAGCUAGAUGAGCUGCUUUCAGGAUAUCAGUCAUAUAGGAUGUGUGAUGAUUUCACAUGGUAUUCCAUUUCAUCUGUACAACUGCUUUUUCAUCUGAAAAUUUUCUCUCCAGCAAACAAUCUAUUUUUUCUCAUUUGCGUGGAGUCUCACAAAUAUUUUUUGUAGCCACGGAACUUUGAAACAUUAAAAAUAAUAGUACUUGCCCCCUGUAAAGCUCUUGAUUUUUAUUAGUUAAUGACAAAUUCUAUGUAACAUACUUGUAUGUUUCUUCUUAUUUGCUCAAGUUUUGCUCUCUGAUUUGUAGGACUUGUCUUGUGCAAAGUGUUGCAUUCAAACAGUUUUUAGCAGUUACCCGAUGUAUGUAGACAUUUUAUAUGGAAGUAAACAAUAGAUAAUGAGAGAAAAACAGAAGUGGAAAAUUCAUGGGUGUCAUGACCAAUAAAAGACAAACUACCAUGUAUGUGAAAAAGACAAAAAACUCAAGGAGUUUUCCAAUUUUUUGAAAUGAAUCCACAAUUUACUUAGUAUGGCUUUUAGAAUAUUCUGUAUUAACAUGUUUGUUACUGAGCAAAUGGAGUAUUUUUUGCCCGCCUGCCAUUGUGAGCCGAAAAACCAUUCAUGAUUGGUGUACUGUUUGAUUCUCUUUGAUCAAAUAUUGGUUAUAUACCGACUUUGUAUCUUUCCUUAUUUCAAUGCCAGUCAAGUUUUUACAGUGGAAUUCAUCUGAUUGAUUUGUAUUAUGGUGCAAUUGCUGACAUUGUGAUAAUAUAGCAUUCAUCCAGUUUUCAGAAGCCAUUACCAGUAAGCCUUUGCCAAAGAUUGUGAUAGUGUUGAAGAGAAAUUCCUCAACUGAAAUAGGAUGUUUAGCAAGUACUGCUGUAAUUGAGAGUUUAGCAGCAAAAUUUACUAUUAUGAUUGCUCUCUAUGAUAAACUGAUUAUGUAGGUACUCUAUUUCUGUAGGGCAUGGUCCAUAUGUUAAUAGAUUAAUAGAAAAUCCGUUUGAUGGUUUGUUCUGCAAACUUUUCAAUUAGGAUUUCUAUACAAUGCAUGAAUCUGUGAAUUGUGAAUUAACUGAAUGUGUUCCAAGGUACAUUUUUCAUGUUGUGCCCCUGUUGUCUAUCCUACGUCAUACUGAUACGUGUUGUUAUGUUAUUCCAUAUUUUAAAAAUGAAUUUAUCAACAAGAAAAAUCUAUAAAUUCUAUUGUAUGUUUCAAUGUUCUUCAGAUUGACUUUUUAUCUGCUCUCUUUUCUGCCUCAUUUUGGCCUAAAACAUACUGAUCCUACCAUGAGAAUGUGCCUUCUGAAGAAUUGUAUUUGGUCAUGUGUACAACAGCAAUAAAUAACUCUUGAUUUCUCUCUCCUUA